GCUCUAAAAUAGUUUAUAGGAACUGUUUAUUGUACCUGGUCACAGUCUACUUGGACUGGCCAUUUGAACAUAUGCCUUCAACCAACCAGUUAAUGAACAAAUGGGGCAAUACAAUUUAGCUUCAAGGAGGUACCAAGCAGCUGAGUGGUUAAGGCAGAUGGAUCAAGUUGCAAUGGAAUUCCUGCCCAAAGAUCCCUCUGAAGAAGAAUUUCGCCGUGCACUUUGCAAUGGAUUCAUUCUUUGCAACGUUCUCAACAAAGUCAAUCCCGGUGCUGUUCCUAAGGUGGUGAAAGCUUCUAUGACUUCUUCUGAGGCAGCAGAGUCCCCAAAUCAGGAUUCUGAGAACAUGAGGAACUUUCUGGCUGCAGUUAAAGACAAGCAGCUCCUGGCCUUUGAAACAUCAGAUAUGGAAAAGGGCGGGUCAAUAAAUAAAGUGGUGGAUUGCAUUCUGUGUCUAAAAGGAUAUCAUGAGUGGAAGAAAGCAGGUGGAGUUGGGGUUUGGAGGUAUGGUGGAACUGUAAAGAUCACAUCCUCCCCAAAUGAAUUACCAAAUGCCUUAACUGCAACUGAAAGAGCUGCUGAUGAAUCUGGGGAAGAAUUGGAAUUAUCAAAAUAUGAGCAGCUACGGGAGUUUAUCCAGCUCUCUAACGAGGCCUCUAUUGAAGAAUCCAAAACAACCAAUGCUCUAACUUUCCUGUUCGAUCGCUUCGGCCUUUGGCUUCUACAGGCUUAUCUUACAGAUGGCAACAUGGAUGAGGAGUUUCCCUUGAAUGCAAUGGUGAUUGAUGCUUUCCUCAGCAAGAUAGUUAAUGACUUCUCAACACUUCUAGUUUCUCAAGGAAUCAAGCUUGGACUGUUUUUGAAGAAAAUAUUGAAAGCUGAUGAUGGUCCAGUGUCCAAAUCUGAUUUUAUAGAAGCGACCUCAGAUUAUAUUGACAAAAGAAAUAACCUGCAGGCAGCAACUGAUAUCUCCAAAGCCUACAUCUGUAUUGGCAAUAAUGAGGUUGUUCUCAAUAGUGUUUGUCGUUCUCCUGGCCGUGUCGAAAUACUUACCGAUCUUAUACAAAGACAUAUCGAGGAUCUUAAAUUAUUUUUUCGCGAAACAAGGUUAGAAGUUAGAAAGUUUCAUUCAUAUUGGGAGGCAGAUAUUAAAAGAUUAGAGCAUCAUGUUAGAGAUCUUGAAGUGGCAUCUUCUUCUUACCUCAAGAUAUUACAAGAGAAUCAAAUGCUGUUCAAUGAAGUGUUAGACCUCAAAGGAAAAAUAAGAAUAUACUGUCGAGUAAGGCCCAUUUUACCAGGGGAACCGAAAGAUCAAUCAACUGUAGACUAUGUUGGAGAAAAUGGAAGUAUCCUCAUUGUCAAUUCUUUAAGGAAAGGAAAAGAUUCAAAAAAAGUAUUCUCAUUUGACAAAGUAUUUGGACCAACUGUAUCUCAAGAACAAAUAUACACAAACAUUCAACCAUUGAUCAGGUCUGUACUUGAUGGUUAUAACGUAUGCAUUUUUGCGUAUGGACAAACUGGAUCGGGCAAGACAUAUACCAUGAGCGGGUAUGACUUGAACACUAAGGAGACAUGGGGUGUGAACUUUCGAGCUAUAUGUGACUUAUUUCAAAUAUCAAAGACAAGAGAAGAUGUCAUAGAAUACAAAGUUGGGGUCCAAAUGAUUGAAAUAUACAAUGAACAAGUGAGAGAUUUGCUAGUUAUUGAUGGCUCUACUAAAAGAUAUCCUUUUGAAUUUUCUUUCUAUCUGCAAUUCAGUUUAUAUCUAAGAGAAGCCUUCCUAUGCUUUCUGUCUUGUUUAGAUUUGGAUUUACUUUUUUCUCCUUUAAGCAUAUAAGUUCCCAUAACUACAUGUUACAUUAGAUAUAUAUAACAAUACACAAUUGAAUGGCCUUACUGUUCCUGAUGCGAGUUGGGUUCCAGUUUCUAGUACUCAAGAUGUUCUUGAUUUGAUAAGAAUUGGCCAAAAGAAUCGUAUCGUAGGUCCAACUGCAUUUAAUGAGCGAAGCAGCCGUUCUCAU
This is a messenger RNA of Gossypium arboreum, 2021 nucleotides long. Its product is annotated as kinesin-like protein KIN-14F. The coding region runs from base 101 to 1837 and encodes 578 amino acids. The record is from RefSeq and is a predicted model, not a curated record. Gene Ontology annotation, molecular function: microtubule motor activity; microtubule binding; ATP binding. The transcript is spliced from 11 exons. Gene Ontology annotation, biological process: microtubule-based movement. NCBI's taxonomy places the organism in Eukaryota, Viridiplantae, Streptophyta, Magnoliopsida, Malvales, Malvaceae.